AUGAAGAUUUACAAGGACAUCCUCACCGGUGACGAGCUCAUCUCCGACUCGUACGACCUCAAGGAGGUCGGCGGUGUCGUCUUCGAGGCCGACUGCGCCAUGAUCGAGCUCGGCGCCGUCAGCGUCAACACUGGUGCCAACGCUUCCGCUGAGGAGGCUGAGGAGGCUCUCGAUGACGACGUUGUGAAGGUCAACAACAUUGUCAACUCUUUCCGCCUCCAGUCCACCUCUUUCGACAAGAAGGGCUACCUGUCCUACCUCAAGGGCUACAUGAAGGCCGUCAAGGCCCACCUCCAGGAGACUGGUGCCUCUGCUGAGGAGAUCACCAAGUUCGAGAAGGGCGCCCAGACCUACCACGGCCUCAAGGAGGAGAAGGUGUAA
Messenger RNA from Verticillium alfalfae VaMs.102, 381 nucleotides. RefSeq names its product cytoplasm protein. Gene Ontology annotation, molecular function: calcium ion binding. Lineage: Eukaryota; Fungi; Ascomycota; Sordariomycetes; Glomerellales; Plectosphaerellaceae. Bases 1 to 381 code for a protein of 126 amino acids. The record is from RefSeq and is a predicted model, not a curated record. Gene Ontology annotation, cellular component: cytoplasm. The transcript has 4 exons.